Sorghum bicolor (sorghum) is the source of this 419-nucleotide messenger RNA. RefSeq names its product 60S ribosomal protein L22-3. Gene Ontology annotation, biological process: cytoplasmic translation. Gene Ontology annotation, molecular function: RNA binding; structural constituent of ribosome. Lineage: Eukaryota; Viridiplantae; Streptophyta; Magnoliopsida; Poales; Poaceae. Gene Ontology annotation, cellular component: ribosome. The record is from RefSeq and is a predicted model, not a curated record. The transcript is spliced from 2 exons. Bases 1 to 396 code for a protein of 131 amino acids.
AUGGCGCGCGGCGUGGCGGUUGGGGCGAAGGGCGGCGCCAAGAAGAAGGGCUCCGUCACCUUCACAAUCUACUGCACCAAGCUCGUGGAGGACAAGAUCAAGGAGAUCUCCACGCUCGAGAAGUUCCUGCAGGAGCGCAUCAAGGUCGCCGGCGGCAAGGCUGGCAACCUCGGCGAGGGCAUCACCGUCACCCGCGAUAAGACCAAGGUCACCGUCACCUCCGAUGGGCCUUUCUCCAAGAGCGUUAUCCUGUGGCACCAUAUCUUGUCAUUGAUGCAGAGAUGGUUUCUAAUCUUAAAAGAAGUCAACAACUGGAAGGUGUCCCAGGGCGAAGGAUAUGCUAAUAUGUUGACUUACUGUAGAUUAGGAACCAUCUCUGCAUCAAUGACAAGUUAACAAUUAUAGUUAACUUGACACAA